CCUUGAACCUCGUCUGCACUCACGGGGCUGUGGGCUGUGACUUGCUGUUUCCUGCCACAUCCAGCUGUGAGCCAGGCUUCGAGUGGCUGCCUCUACUUACCACUUUCGUGAGCCCUGGAGGACCCCACAGUCAGGUGCAGAAAUGUCCGUGGUGUGUCUGACAGACUUUGAGGCCCUCGCGCGGGAGCGUCUGUCCAAGUCAACUUGGGAUUAUAUCGAAGGAGGAGCUGGUGAAGGCUUCACCCGGGACGACAACAUCGCAGCAUUUAAAAAAAUCCGCCUCCGGCCCCGGUAUCUGAAAGAUGUGUCGCAGGUGGACACCCGGACCACAAUCCAAGGGGAGGAGAUCAGUGCCCCCAUUUGCAUCGCACCCACCGGUUUCCACUGCCUGGCCUGGCCCGAUGGAGAGACCAGCACAGCCAGAGCUGCCCAAGCAGCCGGCAUCUGCUACAUCACCAGCACGUAUGCCAGCUGUACCCUGGAAGACAUCGUUGCCGCGGCCCCCAGAGGCUUACGGUGGUUCCAGCUCUACGUGCAGCCAGAUCGGCAGCUAAACAAACAGCUGGUCCGGAGGGUAGAAUCCUUGGGGUUCAGGGCCCUGGUGAUCACCGUGGAUGUGCCCAAACUUGGCAACAGGCGACAUGACAUUCGCAACCAACUGAACUUGAAGACAAAUUUACUGCUAAAGGAUCUUCGGUCACCUCAGGAGAGAAAUUCAAUGCCAUAUCUGCAGAUGUCUCCCAUCGACUCAUCCUUCUGCUGGGAAGAUCUCUCGUGGUUUCGGACCAUAACUCAACUGCCCAUCAUCCUUAAAGGGAUCCUGACAAAAGAGGAUGCAGAGUUAGCGGUGAAGCACAAUGUGCAGGGCAUCAUCGUUUCCAACCACGGAGGGAGGCAACUUGAUGACGUUCCUGCUUCUGUGGACGCCCUGCCGGAAGUGGUGGCUGCCGUGAAAGGGAAACUGGAGGUGUACCUGGACGGUGGGGUCCGGACAGGCAACGACGUGCUCAAGGCUCUGGCCCUGGGGGCGAAGUGCAUCUUCCUGGGGAGACCAGUCCUGUGGGGUCUUGCCUGCAAGGGUGAACAUGGUGUUGGGGAAGUUUUGAACAUUUUAAAGGAUGAGUUCCACACGUCCAUGGCCCUAACAGGAAAAGACCCUCUUUUGAGUCAUAUUUUUUGCUGCCGGUCGGUUGCUGAGAUCAAUCAGGACCUGAUCCAGUUCUCCAGGUUGUAAAGAAAGAGCUGGGGACAGGACUGCCGAGGUGGCCCACGGGAAGACCAAGCCAGAGCCCUGUGUGUGACACCAUCCUGCCCAGGCCCCAAUCCUCCUAUCCAGCGGCUCAACCACUUCACCCCACACUUACCCUCAUCUGCCUCACUGCUUGUUAUAUGCUGUUCUCUCGCCUGAAAGCCCCCUCUGAAAGAAAAGGGCGGGUCAAUGAAAACUGACUAAUGGAUGAAAUUCUUGCAUAUCCUCUACAUCUCUAUGAAACAUCUAUGGGCAUCUGCAUUCUGGACAGAAGAGCAAUACAUAUAAAGUCACCCCCCAACAAAAAUCCUCCUCCUGUCUAAAGAUAAUAGGGAAAUAAUAGAGUUUAAAACAUAGGUUGUGGGGUCAUGCAAACAAGGGAUUAACAGGGCUGCUCCUGACAAGCUGGGUGCCUGGGGGAAGUUUUUCAAUAUCUCAGUGUUUUCUUGGCCUCCCCGGGCCUCAUCCCCCAUCACCCGUUAGGAUGCAGCAUCACAUACAGUGGGGCGUGGUGCACUUCCUAGAACUUCGUUCCCUGGAAUUUUACUUCUAGAUCUCAGAACUCUGCCUCAGACACCAUUUGUGUCACGUCCACAACUUUGGUCUCAUUAUUCUCUUCACAUCAGAAAUAAGAAAAUAC
This is a messenger RNA of Myotis daubentonii (Daubenton's bat), 1889 nucleotides long. RefSeq names its product hydroxyacid oxidase 2 (gene HAO2). Gene Ontology annotation, biological process: fatty acid alpha-oxidation. The transcript has 9 exons. Gene Ontology annotation, cellular component: peroxisomal matrix. NCBI's taxonomy places the organism in Eukaryota, Metazoa, Chordata, Mammalia, Chiroptera, Vespertilionidae. The record is from RefSeq and is a predicted model, not a curated record. Bases 143 to 1234 code for a protein of 363 amino acids. Gene Ontology annotation, molecular function: (S)-2-hydroxy-acid oxidase activity; FMN binding.